AUGGCGUCAAGAGCGACCAUCAGUACGAGGUGAGUUUUUUGAAUUUGAACGUUUAUCAAGGCAAUAAUAAGUAUGGAGAUAUGAUAACAAUUAUUCCUAUACAUAGUAGAGGGUUUAUAUAAGGAUUAUAAGUUAUUUUUAUUUGCCAAUCUUUUAUAUUUUACGAAAAAUAUUCGUAUUUUGUGGUUGUCCAGUGUACUGGACUUCGUGCAUUUAUGGAAUCAAUAUGUUGUGUAAUAUGAUAACUGCUAAUAACCUGAUUAUUUUUGUUGAAGAAAAGAACAGUAUUACGUUUUCUUAGUUUGUUUGUAUACAUUAUUUAGAUCAUUUUAUGGGAUUCGAAGACCUCCUGCAAAUAUUAUAUCUUUGCCAACUGCAGAUGUUAGUGAAGCUUCAUCAGAAGGAAGUGAUGAAGAGGCAUUUGAUAUUGAGUCUGGGGAGGACACCACAGAAUCUUCUUCGGGUAAGCCUACCAAAUGUUAGAAUAUUAUUAUCAUCACCUAGCUAAGUUAGACAUAUUAAACAUUCAAUAUUGAGUAUAUAUUUUUUAUAUUUACUUAUCAUAGAAAGUGAGAGUGAUGAGGAAGAGGUUCUGGAUCAAGCACCAUCAUCUAGUCGUGUAGAAGAGUACGAAUGGCUGUUGAAGGGAAAGCAAACCUGGAAAAUUCCAACCAAAUCAAAAAUUGAUGAAAGGAAACUAAAGCUUAAUCCAGAUUUGGAAGAUAGUCUUUCAAAGAAUAGCUCACCAAUUGAGUUUUUCAAUUUGUUUGUUACAAGUGAAUUGUUGGACAUGAUCCUGGAACAAACUCAACUAUACGCAACAUCUCUGUCAAUAAACAAGAGCAAUGCCAAAGAGGUGGAUGAAAUCACGGUUGAAGAUAUUAAGAAAGCAUUUGGAAUUGUUCUGUAUAUGGGUAUUCUGAAGUUGCCAAAUAGACGAAUGUAUUGGCAAAACAACACUAGAGUUGAGAUUAUUGCGAACACGAUGGGAGUAAAUCGAUUUGCCAAGAUCAUGCAGCUACUUCAUUAUAAUGACAACAAUUUGAUCCCUGCCAGUAAAAGUGAAGAUUACAACAAGUGUUAUAAGAUUCAGCCACUUGUUGACUACAUCAGAGAAAAGUUCUUUGAAGCUGUCAUCCCAGAAACCUAUGUUGCUGUCGAUGAGCAAUUAGUCCCAUUCAAAGGCGCCAGUUGUCUGAAGCGUUAUCUCCCAAAGAAACCAAAAAAGUGGGGCUAUAAGCUAUGGGCCAUUGCUGGUGUUUCUGGGUAUGUCUAUACUUUUGAAGUGGAUGGAGAGAAAGGGAAAACUGGUCUUCCAGAUGGGUGGAAUGCACCAGAAAAGUGCGGCGAAAGUGGAUUUGUUGUCUUGCGCUUGAUUGAGAAGCUUGAAGAAGAUAAGCACAAACUUUUCUUUGACAACUUCUUUUCAAGCCCAGAACUAAUGGAAUAUUUAGCUAGGAAAGGUUUUUGGGCUUUGGCAACAUUGAAUGCCAAUAGGUCCAGGAAAUGUCCUUUACCUAGUGAAAGCGAGUUGAAGAAGAGUGGCAGAGGUUCUUCAGCACAAAAUGUAAAUAGAGAAAGAUCGGUUAUCGUAACAUCAUGGUACGACAGCAGAAGAGUCCUGAUGAUAUCCAAUUUUAUUGGAAAAGAACCAGUUGGAGAAUGUACCCGGUACAUCCGCAAGGAGAAGGCCACUGCAAGUGUUGAACGACCUGCUUCAGUUGAGUUGUAUAACAACUACAUGGGUGGUGUUGACAAGACCGACAUGAUGUUGGCCCUGUAUCGCACAAAAUAUAGGUCUCGAAAGUGGUAUCAGCGAAUUGGAUUGCACCUGAUAAGCCAAUGUGCAGUGAAUGCGUGGAUCAUAUACAAGGAGAUGGGAGGAUUAAAAAGCUACUUGGAUUUCCUCACUGAAAUUUGUGUCACCCUCAUGGUCGGAAAGCCACAGAGCGACGACUCGGACGAAGAUCAGCCUGAACCACCGCCACCACCAAAGAAGAGAAUGAAGGCAUCAAAUAUCCCAGAAGCUAUAAGAUAUGAUAAAUAUGACCAUUGGCCAAUUCUCCUAGACAUGCCCAAUGCACAUGCAGAGAUGCAAAAUGGACGGUUGCAAGAAAAAAACAAUGUUUAUGUCCAGCAAGUGCAAUGUGUACUUAUGUGUCACUAA
Messenger RNA from Paramuricea clavata, 2167 nucleotides. The record is from the annotation of a GenBank genome assembly. NCBI's taxonomy places the organism in Eukaryota, Metazoa, Cnidaria, Anthozoa, Malacalcyonacea, Plexauridae.